Cynara cardunculus var. scolymus (artichoke) is the source of this 1872-nucleotide messenger RNA. Its product is annotated as adenine/guanine permease AZG1-like. Gene Ontology annotation, biological process: transmembrane transport. NCBI's taxonomy places the organism in Eukaryota, Viridiplantae, Streptophyta, Magnoliopsida, Asterales, Asteraceae. Bases 57 to 1799 code for a protein of 580 amino acids. The record is from RefSeq and is a predicted model, not a curated record. Gene Ontology annotation, molecular function: purine nucleobase transmembrane transporter activity. Gene Ontology annotation, cellular component: plasma membrane. The transcript has a single exon.
AUUUUUAUCCAUCUCAUGUAUAAAUUUGCAUUUUGAUCUCCAGAACUCCGACCACAAUGGAGGUCGCCGGACCUCCUCCUUCCUCCUUAACACGUCUCAACACCUUCGUCGCCCAAUCUCGCAUCGGAAAACGAUUUAAACUCCAUGAACGUAACACCACCUUCACCACCGAACUCAGGGCCGGCACCGCCACCUUCCUCACCAUGGCUUACAUCCUUGCCGUCAACGCCAGCAUCCUCUCAGACUCCGGUGGCCCUUGUUCUGUCUCCGACUGCAUACCACUUUGCUCCGAUCCCUCCUUCUCCGCCUCCAACUGCACCGGUCCCAACUUAAGGGUCAUACAGCCCGAUGAUACCUGCAAGUUUUCUCCGGUAAACCCUGGUUACACCGACUGUCUGGCAAAAGUCCGAAAAGACCUUAUUGUUGCCACCGUCGCUUCUUCUCUUAUUGGGUGUGUGAUCAUGGGUACUUUCGCCAAUUUACCAUUGGCUUUGGCUCCGGGAAUGGGUUCUAACGCCUACUUUGCUUACACCGUCGUCGGAUUUCACGGCUCCGGCAACGUCUCUUAUGAAAACGCACUUGCCGCCGUUUUCAUCGAAGGGAUGAUUUUUCUGUUGAUUUCCGCCGUCGGGUUAAGAGCGAAGCUUGCGAAGUUGGUUCCGAAGCCGGUAAGAAUCUCGUCGUCGGCCGGAAUUGGGUUGUUUUUAGCUUUUAUCGGCUUGCAGAACAACCAAGGUAUCGGCUUAAUAGGCUACAGCUCUUCCACUUUAGUUACCAUCGGCGCGUGUCCCACAUCCUCCCGGACUUCACUUGCGCCGGUUAUUACUUUCCCCAACGGCACCGUUACGCUUCUCCCUGGCGGCUCUGUCUCCGGCGAUAUCAUGUGUUUGCAUAACCGAAUGGAGAGCCCAACGUUUUGGCUCGGCGUGGUCGGCUUCGUAAUCAUCGCUUAUUGUUUGGUUAAAAACAUAAAAGGCGCUAUGAUUUAUGGUAUUGUAUUCGUGACGGCCAUUUCAUGGUUUCGUAAUACACAAGUAACGGCGUUUCCAAAAACUCCGGCCGGCGACUCAGCUUACGAAUACUUCAAACAAGUCGUCGACGUUCAUAAAAUUCAGUCCACCGCCGGCGCACUGAGCUUCUCCAGCAUCGGCAAAGGAUAUUUCUGGGAAGCAUUGGUGACAUUUCUCUACGUCGAUAUCCUCGAUACCACCGGAACUCUAUAUUCAAUGGCACGUUUCGCCGGAUUCGCCGACGCCAACGGAGACUUUGAAGGUCAGUACUUUGCUUUCAUGUCAGACGCAUCGUCAAUCGUCGUUGGGUCACUACUUGGGACUUCACCGGUGACAGCGUUUAUAGAGUCGUCCACCGGAAUAAGGGAAGGUGGGAGGACCGGAAUGACGGCGUUAACGGUGGCUGGAUAUUUUAUGUUAGCAUUCUUCUUCACACCAUUGCUAGCAUCGAUACCGGCGUGGGCGGUGGGUCCGCCGCUGAUACUGGUCGGAGUCCUGAUGAUGAGAUCGGUGGUGGAGAUYGAYUGGGAUGAYAUGARRCAGGCGAUWCCGGCGUUYAURACGYUGAUAUUGAUGCCRUUGACGUAYUCCAUMGCKUAUGGRYUGAUCGSCGGKAUWGGRACKUACAURGUACUGAAYMUKUGGGAUUGGGGWGRGGGGUUWUUKRGUAAAUAUGGGAUUCUUAAGGGGGUUAGAAGUAAUGGAAGUGUUAUUAAUAGUAGUACAGGGGGUAAUGGUGUAAUUAGUGGAAAUAGUGUGGAUACAAGUGAUAAAGUGCUUGAAGUUUAGGGGUUUCUUUAUAAUUCUUUUUUUGUCAUUUUGGCUUUUAUGAACAAGAUCUCAUAUAAAUCCAUUUUAUUAA